AUGCAAACCACCUCUUCAAUAGCUCCAGCUUCAGCAACUCGAGUGAAUCUAGGUCCGCUACCAACAGCCUUCAGUCCACCCAGUGACUGCACCUCGUUACGAUACAUCAAUAACAAUGUUGUUUUUAUGGGCGCGGCCAUAGGCUAUGGCUGUUACGAAGUUCAUACUUCAACUAUGCCAUGCAUCGCCGAGGACACCAGCAAGCGAGAUGGAGUAGCUCGGUGCACACUCGACAUACAUGGAAUGGAUGCUGGUGGUGGAUUUUGCCAGUCACUCCCAUCUUCCAGUCCAAAUGAAGCCUGUAUGGUUAUGACGAGUAUUAGCCAUCGUGAUUUUUCUCUUACUCAGUCAUGCUAUCCUCCCAAGUUCGCUUCGUUUCUUGCUCCAACGGACUAUGACAUUGGAAAGUGGGCUUCACAGCCCCCGAUAUACUCCCCCGGUCUUGCUUGCCCUUCCGGGUAUUCCCCUACGUGUACUAUAGAGCGCAUCGAAGGGGUUACGAACUCGGUGGCGACAGCCACAGCGACAAAUGCUGACAAUGUCAUCUGGAGCAUGCUGAACGACGGCGAAACCGCCAUAGGCUGCUGUCCAUCUAAUUACGCCUGCGAUCCAAACUCUCCGCAUCUUUGCAUCUCGACACCACAUUUGGGCGAUAUAAUUGCGUUAACAAACGAAGUAUCCUGUUCCAGCGGUGCAACGGCAUCUCAAAACCCCACCGCCCUAACAGCCGAAGCCAUAAGAAUACUUUUGGUCAGGUCGAGUGAUCCAACGUCGUCUCUCAGUAGUUCAUCGACCAACAACCCAUCACCGGGCAAAGCUCCUCAGAAUGGAGAAAAGAUCGCAAUUGGAGUAGCAGUUCCUUUGGCCGUUAUUCCAAUAGGCGCGGUGGUCUUCUACCUCCUAAGACGUAGGAGAAGACUACGGAAACAGGUAUCAGAUCAAGAAGGUUUAGCUGAAGGAGACAACUCAGGCUCAGGCCAGAAGGCGGAACUUCCAGGCAGUAUUUCUGGCGCCAUUUCUGGGCCAAAGGGCGUUGCCUAUCAGAAACCUGAGCUCGACAAUAUGGCUAUCACGAUUUUACCUGAGCUAGCUGGCGACCCGCCUUGCGAUACGAUACAGGAGCUACACGGUAAUAGUAUUACGGUAACGCCAACCGCUACUACUACAACAACGACGGUCUCCAAGCCUCAUGGCCCAGUUAGUGACAGCGCUAUUGGAGAAGAUGGCCAAAACAAUCCAAUUGGCGCUUUGUCUGGCGCGGAUCCUGGCAGUACCUCAGAAUUAGGGCUAUGGAAUUGGAAUAAUUCCGACACGCUGAGUGGAACUAAUGAAUCAUCCGAACAUCCAGCAGCCGAUGGGCAUCAUAGUAACUAG
This is a messenger RNA of Trichoderma atroviride IMI 206040, 1374 nucleotides long. RefSeq lists its product as uncharacterized. The record is from RefSeq and is a predicted model, not a curated record. Lineage: Eukaryota; Fungi; Ascomycota; Sordariomycetes; Hypocreales; Hypocreaceae.